AUGCCGGCGUCGACGUAUCACGUGGCGCCCAUGCCGACGCACGCGCACGUCGCGGAGAAGCACGAGGAGGUGCGCGUGCGCACGGGCUUUGGGCACAAGAGCAAGCCGAAGACGCUGCAAGAGGCCAUGAAGAUGCGCGGCGACCCCGGCGAGCGGCGGCGCGGACGCGUUCGCCGCAAGCAGGACGUCGAGGUCGGCGUGCGGCUCAAGAAGGAGCCGCUGCAGAUGCACCAGCGCAUCCAGCGGUCCGGGCGCGUGCUCACGGCCGAGGGCGACAAGUCGCCCUGGCGCGUCGCGCCCGACGCCAUCGGGCGGAGUUUGGGGGAGUGGCGCGGCGAGAUGGCGAGGCGGCGCGCGACGCUCGACGAGCUCCGCGUCGCCGUGGACGCGGAGAAGACGGACAAGAUGCAGGAGAACGUGCUGCCCUACAUGCUCGCCUACAGCCGGCGGCGCAUGGCCGGCGGCGGCGACAAGGCGCCGAGCCUCGCGGCGUACCACCACGAGGUCGCGGAGUCCAUCGAGGUCGUCGACCGCACGCGGCACCGAUGGCGCAAGAACGACCCCGCGCCGCCCUCGGAGGACCCCGGCGACACCAUCGACGCCGUCCACGCCCGGGAGGUGCUCGCGGAGAAGGCGGCGAUCCGCGACAAGCAGGUGAAGCGCAUGCGGCUGCGGCAGGACUCGUACUACGGCCGCGACGGCAAGGGCGACCCCGUGCCCGACAAGCCCGACGGCAUGGAGCGCCUCGAGCGGCGCAAGGCGCGCCUCAAGGCCCAGGGCCGCGACCUCAACGGCCGGGAGAACUUCGAGCUCCAGCGCCACAUCAUCCGCUGGACGGACUCGAAGCUCUCGGCGCUCAACGAGAAGAAGCGCCGCGAGAAGCACCUGCUCCGGAACCGCUUCAAGAACAAGAUGAAGGAGGCCAAGACGCGGCCGUCGGCCAUCGGCGAGGGCCUGCGGCGCGCGUCGCAGAUCCUCACGCGGCGCCUGAGCGCCGCGGGCAUCCUGGGGAGCGGCGACGGCGACGGCGACGGCGGCGAGGGCGCGCCGGAGGAGGAGCCGGAGCGCGACGAGGACGCGCCGCUGACGCCGCGGUCCGCGGCGAAGCUCAUGGAGGCGACGCUCGACUCCGCGCUCCAGGGCAUGGGCGGCCGCGACACGGUCGCGGUCAUCAAGGACCGGCGCGAGAGCGUGUCCGUCGAGGACCGCAUCCGCAACCUGAGCCCGGCGAAAUUGGGCGCCAAGGUCGCGCAGCAGAUCCGGCUGGGCUUCCGCACGAUGGAGCGGCCGAAGACGUCGCGGGGCCCCGACGCCGCGGCGCCGUCGACGCCGCUCCGCGGCCUCUUCAACUUCGGCGCGUUCUCGCCCAUCAAACCGCCCCCCAAAGACAGCCACGCGCCGGCGCCGAGCGGCGGCGACGCCGCGGCGGCGGCGCCGGCGCCGUCCGAGGCCCAGGUCGAGGCCGCGGCCGCGGGCCGCGCGAAGUUCAAGAAGGCCGUCGGCAAGCUGGUGAUGAAGAACGUCGCGUUCAACGUCACGAAGAUCCGCGUCAAGAAGGGCCAGGAGGCCUACGCGCGCGAGCAGGAGCGCCUCAUCACGGAGCAGGGCCUCGUCGCCAAGGAGCUCCAGCGCCAGAAGGACGCGGACGAGCUCGACGCGUUCGGCGUCUUCGCGGACCUCGCGCCGGGCAUGGACAACGAGCGCGCCAACGCCGCGGGCGCCGGCGGCGACGGCGACGGCGACGGCGACGGCGACGGCGACGCGCCGGCGAAGCCCAAGAAGAAGCACGUCAACCUCAACAAGAUCGGCCGCGAGGCGCCCGCGCCGCGGAAGCAGAUCAAGCGCAAGGCCGUCGCCGAGUCCAAGCUCAAGCCCCAGGAGCUCGGGCCCCAGUACCCCGAGGGCAUGGACGUGCCCCAGGAAGCGAUGGCCGAAAUCCUGCACGAGGCAGCUCUCGUGAAGACGCUGUGCUGGCUCCAGGAGCCGAAACAGCUCCCCGAGCGCUGCGACUUCUCCUACGCCCAGGCCCUGGCCCCGUGCUGCUCCGACGACCUCCUUUCGGCCUGUCGCGCCGCGGACCACGCCCUCAUCACGCUCAAGGCCGCCGUGGCGCGGGACAAGCGGGAGCGGGGCGACGCGGCCGCGGCGCUCGCGGCGGCGGCGUCGGCCGUCGCGGCCUGGCGCGCCGUCGCGUUCCUCGGCGCCGCGCUCGACGCCGGCGUCGCCAGGCACUGCCGCCUCGACGGCCCCGUGACCGUGUCCUGGACGACGGGGUUCCCGGGCCUCUGCUGGCGCACGGGCCACGCGACGCUCGAGUCCGCCGGCGCGCCGCGCCUCGCGGCGGCCGCGGCCGCGGGCUGCCGCGUCGACGCGGCCAUGUGCCUCGCGACGGCGGCCUGGGCCUUUUCCGCCGGCGCGGCGCGCACGCUCGCGGGCGGCGCGCUCAAGCUCGGGGACCUCGCCGCGGACGGCGGGCCGCUCGUGCGCGCGUCGGCCGCGCUGCGCGAGGCCGCGGGGUGCUGGGCGGGCGUCGCCGCGGCCGCCGGCGCGCCCUUCGAGCGCUACGACCCGCCGCGCGAGCUCGCGGCGGACGUCGCCGCGGCGCUCAAGUCGGCGUGCCUCGGCGCCGCGGACCGGCUCGCCGUGGCCAAGGCGCUCGCGCGCGAGCUCGCGGCGGGCGCGAAACCCGCGGCCGUCGCGCCGCGCCUCGCCGACGGCGCGGCGGCCGCCGAGGGCGCCGCCGUCGCCGCCGUCGAGCCCCAGGACAGGCAAAUGGCGGCGAACCUGGCGGCGGCGUCGCUCGCGGGCUUCGCGGUCGGCGACUUGUUGCGGGCGCGCGUCGCGGCCGCGGCCGAGCGGCCCGGCGACGCCGUCGCGUUCGCGGCGCGCGCCGAGCGGCGCUUCGCGGCGCUGCGCGACGCCGGCACGAAGGGCGGCUGGGGCGGCCACGACCACGCCGCCUACCCGGACCUCACGGAGGCGACGCGGAGCGCGUACGCGCUCGCCGGCGGCGCGCUGGGCUCCGCGAAGGCGCCGGGCCUCGACGCCGUCGCGGCCAGGGCCCACGAGGCCUACGACCGCGACAACCGGACCAUCUACUUCGCGUCCGUGCCGGCGACGCUCGUCGCCGACGCGCCGCUCACGCUGAGCAAGCCGACGGACCGGGCGCCGCGGCCGGGCCCCUUUCCGCCCUUCGCGGAGCCCCCGGACGACGACCCGAAGCUGGAGCUCUUCGACCCCGAGCGCUUCGCGGCCGUCGCGGCCGCGCGGCGGGAGGCGGAGGACAUCCAGCGGGUCGCGGACGACGCCGCGCGCGCCGAGGCGCGGGCGCGGGCCGACGCGGAGGCCGCGGCCGCCGCGGAGGAAGAGAAGAAGCGGCUCGCCGCGGAGCAGGCGUCGUUCCUCGAGGUCACGUGCCCGACGGGCUUCGGCCCGGGCGACGCGCUCUGGGUCCGGGGCCCCGACGGCACGCAGGUGAAAGCCACGGUGCCGCGCAAGGUCUUCGGCGGCGACAAGUUCCUCGUCGCGCUCCGCGGCGACGUCGCGCUCCCGGCGGGGGACGACCCCAGGGCCGACGCGGCGACCGUCGUCGCGUCGCAGCACCCGGAGUCGACGAUCGACUCCUUCUUCCAGGCGCGGCCGCUCGACGGCACCGAGGACGCGGACCACGUCGACGUCUACACGGGCAAGCCCGCGCCGGCCGCGCCGCCGCCGGCGGCGCCGCCGGCCGCGCCCGCGCCGCCGCGGACCGCGCCGCCGCCCGCGCCGCCGGCCGCCGGGGCCGCGGCCUUUUGGACCUGCCCCCAGUGCACCUUCAACAACGAGCUCACCGCCGCCGCCUGCGCCAUCUGCGCCGCCGCGCGGCCCGCGGCGGCCCCGGGCGCCGACGCGGACGCGGCGCUCGCGCGGCGCCUCGCCGCGGAGAACGCGGCGCCGCCGCCGUCCGAGGCCGACGACCUCCGCGUCGCCCAGCAGCUGCGCAUCCAGCUCGACGAGGAGCGCCGGCAGCAAGAGGCCCGCGACGAGGCGUUCGCGCGGUCCCUGGCGCAGCAGGGCCCGUCCGCGCCGCCGAACCCGUUCUAA
Aureococcus anophagefferens is the source of this 4083-nucleotide messenger RNA. RefSeq lists its product as hypothetical. The transcript is spliced from 3 exons. The coding region runs from base 1 to 4083 and encodes 1360 amino acids. The record is from RefSeq and is a predicted model, not a curated record. Lineage: Eukaryota; Pelagophyceae; Pelagomonadales; Pelagomonadaceae.